AUGGAAAACAAUAGAUUUUACGCGAAUCAAUCAUGUCAAAAAGAAUUAGAGUAGCAACUUAAGGAUUCAUUUUUAGAAAAUAAACUCUUAAAAUAAGAAAACAAAUAUUUGUAAUUUCUUUAUCUAGACAAAAUAGAUCAUCUACUUUUGAAGAAUCAAAGUUUAAAUAAGAAGAAACAAGGAAAUUGCAAUCAUUAGUAGUUGAAUUGGAAGAGAGAGUAUUAACUUUGGAAGAAGAGAAUGCUAAGUUAUAUUCUGAGAUUGGUUACUUGUAAGAAUCACAUAAAAUAUUAUUUCAGAAGAGGAUUCUCAUAAACCAACGAGAUUUUAGUGAAUUAAAAACCUAGUUAUACUUAAUUAGAGCAAGAAUUAUAGGAUUUAUAGAUAUACUUGAAAAAGUUCAUUUAGUUACAGGAAUCUUUAAUUGAAUAAAUACCAAAUAUAAAUUUAUAAUUAUGUUGGAAAGAAAUUAAUUAGAUAUUUAAGAGUUAAUUUAAUACUAACUAAUCAAUUCAGAAUUUGUAAGAUGAAUUAAAAUUGAUAGAAACAACUUAUAAAGAACUUGUCCAUUCAAAAGAUAAUGGCUUGACACACUUAUAAGAGAUGGCUAAAUGUAAUAAAAAUCUUACUAAAUUAGAAUAAAGCAUUAGAGAAUCACGAGUUGAAAUAGAGAGAAUAAGGAAAGAAGUGCAAUUAAAUUAAAUGGAUUUAAAGUAAUUUGAAACUAAGUUGAAUGGUUUACAAAAUGAGUUUACUUACAUAAGUAAAAUAGAAACACGAAAAAACAAUGUGUAAAUGGAGGCUGAGAAACAAUUGAUAGAAUUCAAAAGAGGAAUAUUAAGUACGAAAAACUCAAAUCAUAAUGUAACUCUAAUGAGAGAUACUUUCAAAGAUAGAGAUACCUAUAAAGAAUUGAUACCAGAGAAAUUAAGGGAUUCCUCUAAUGUACUUCCAGUGACUUAAUCAAUACAUAGAUUUUAGAGACCCCAAAUUGAAAUUAACGAUAGGUAUGAUGAUUAUCAAGACAUUAAAACUCCAAUAGAGAAAACUAUUGAUUAGACGAGGAAGAAAUUAAGUAGAUAGUUAAGUUAAGCAAGUAGUCUUCGUGAUUAAAAAUAUAUUUGA
Molecule: messenger RNA, 1125 nt
Organism: Paramecium tetraurelia
Lineage: Eukaryota; Ciliophora; Oligohymenophorea; Peniculida; Parameciidae
Exons: 2
Source: RefSeq, a predicted model, not a curated record